GAUUCGGCCGGGUGCCCCUGGCGGCCGUUGCCAGGGUGGGGGUCGCUUUGCGGCAUGGCGAUGGCGGAGGGCGAGCGGACUGAGUGUGCUGAGCCCCCCCGGGACGAGCCCCCGGCUGAUGGCGCUUUGAAGCGGGCAGAGGAGCUCAAGACGCAGGCCAACGACUACUUCAAGGCCAAGGACUACGAGAACGCUAUCAAGUUCUACAGCCAGGCCAUCGAGCUGAACCCCAGCAAUGCCAUCUACUAUGGCAACCGCAGCCUGGCCUACCUGCGCACCGAGUGCUACGGCUACGCGCUGGCCGACGCCACACGGGCCAUUGAGAUAGACAAGAAAUACAUUAAGGGCUACUACCGCCGGGCCGCCAGCAACAUGGCACUGGGCAAGUUCCGGGCUGCCCUGCGUGACUACGAGACGGUGGUGAAGGUGAAGCCCCACGACAAGGAUGCCAAAAUGAAGUACCAGGAGUGCAACAAGAUCGUGAAGCAGAAAGCCUUCGAGCGGGCCAUUGCAGGCGAUGAGCACAAGCGCUCCGUGGUGGACUCGCUGGACAUCGAGAGCAUGACCAUUGAGGAUGAGUACAGCGGGCCCAAGCUUGAGGAUGGCAAAGUGACAAUCACCUUCAUGAAGGAGCUCAUGCAGUGGUACAAGGACCAGAAGAAACUGCACCGGAAAUGCGCCUACCAGAUCCUGGUACAGGUCAAAGAGGCCCUCUCCAAGCUGAGCACGCUCGUGGAGACCACGCUCAAAGAGACAGAGAAGAUUACGGUGUGCGGGGACACCCAUGGCCAGUUCUAUGAUCUCCUCAACAUAUUUGAGCUCAAUGGUUUACCCUCAGAGACCAACCCCUAUAUAUUUAAUGGCGACUUCGUGGACCGUGGCUCCUUCUCCGUAGAAGUGAUCCUCACCCUGUUUGGCUUUAAGCUCCUGUACCCAGAUCAUUUUCACCUACUUCGAGGCAACCACGAGACGGACAACAUGAACCAGAUCUAUGGCUUCGAGGGCGAGGUGAAGGCCAAAUACACAGCCCAGAUGUACGAGCUCUUCAGCGAGGUGUUCGAGUGGCUCCCGCUGGCUCAGUGUAUCAACGGCAAAGUGCUGAUCAUGCACGGGGGCUUGUUCAGUGAGGAUGGCGUCACCCUGGACGAUAUCAGGAAGAUUGAGCGGAACCGGCAGCCCCCAGAUUCAGGUCCCAUGUGCGACCUGCUCUGGUCAGACCCACAGCCUCAGAACGGACGCUCGGUCAGCAAACGGGGCGUGAGCUGCCAGUUUGGCCCUGAUGUCACCAAGGCCUUCCUGGAGGAGAACCACCUGGACUACAUCAUCCGCAGCCACGAAGUCAAGGCUGAGGGUUACGAGGUGGCGCACGGCGGCCGCUGUGUCACCGUUUUCUCCGCCCCCAACUACUGUGACCAGAUGGGGAAUAAAGCCUCCUACAUCCACCUCCGGGGCUCCGACCUACGGCCCCAGUUCCACCAGUUCACAGCAGUGCCUCAUCCCGACGUCAAGCCCAUGGCCUACGCCAGCACGCUGCUGCAGUUAGGGAUGAUGUGAGGCCCGCGCGUCCCAGGGCCUGCUCCCCCUGUGACCCCAGGCCCGGCCCAGGGCAACGUUGGACCCCCUUUUACUUUGUAAAGUUUGUAUUUAUUCCCCUUUAGGUUUGCAGAGGGGGUGG
Messenger RNA from Odobenus rosmarus divergens (Pacific walrus), 1675 nucleotides. RefSeq names its product PPP5 tetratricopeptide repeat domain containing 1 (gene PPP5C). Gene Ontology annotation, cellular component: cytosol; nucleus. Bases 55 to 1554 code for a protein of 499 amino acids. The transcript is spliced from 13 exons. Gene Ontology annotation, molecular function: protein serine/threonine phosphatase activity; protein binding. NCBI's taxonomy places the organism in Eukaryota, Metazoa, Chordata, Mammalia, Carnivora, Odobenidae. The record is from RefSeq and is a predicted model, not a curated record.